This is a messenger RNA of Rotaria sp. Silwood1, 522 nucleotides long. The record is from the annotation of a GenBank genome assembly. Lineage: Eukaryota; Metazoa; Rotifera; Eurotatoria; Philodinida; Philodinidae.
AUGUUAGGUGAAGAUCGUUCAACAUCAAUAGCCGAUGGAUUAGCUCGUUGGUUUCAAUCAUUUCAAUCUGAUAUUAUUAUUGAUGAAGAUAAUUUACGUUGUCUCACAUCGAAUCCAAAUUUACAAGAUAUUUGGCAAAGAAUUAUUCGACAUUGUCAUCCAACUGAUUAUGUCAAAAAAGUAAAAGAAACUCUACGCAUUGCUGAAUUAAAAGAACGUUAUCCAGAUCGAUGGGAACAACAUAAAAAUGCUCAAAUUCAACAAGGUCAAAUUGAACAAAGAAUUUGUCUUCGUUUACGUGAAAUUUAUUCAUCACGUUCAGAACAAUCAACAAAUAUUUUUAAUGAAUUAAAUCGUGUUCAAAUAAUGAUUAAUGAUGAAUAUAAUCAUAUAUCUUCACUUGAUAAACAACUUCAAAUUUAUCGACAAUUAGCUAAUUAUUUAAAUCAAUUAUCUCAAAUAAAAGAACAAUUAAAUUCAUUAACAACAACUAAUGGAACAAAUCAUCAAGGCAUUUAUUAA